UCUCAUCCAUUUAUCAUGUGGCAGAGGUCACAGAAUGAUGGCACAGCUGGCAACUUAAUUAACUUCAGUCAAAUCACAUACAGUGCUCUUGAAUGGAGGUGAAGCUGCCUUCUGAAUAAUUUUUCAGAUUCAGAAAUUAAGCAAGAAUAUCCUUAAGAUGUUUCUUCGUGCAUCUAAGAAGGCAUUCUUCAUUCCACAAGGAAGCAAUGACUUCAGUAAGCUGGUGAGAUGCAUGCAAAAUGGUCCACCAAAGCAAAAGGAAAACCAGAAAGCAGAAGAACCAAAUGUUCCCUCAGCUGCUGAUGUCGUCAUAAUAGGUGGAGGCUCUGCUGGAUGCAACCUACUUUAUCAGCUAGCAAAACGGGGAGUUGACACAGUGCUACUAGAACGCUCCAAAGUCACCUCUGGAACAACAUGGCAUUCAGCUGGUCUUGUUUGGAGCUUGCGUCCUAAUGAUGUUGAAAUUCAACUCUUGGCAGCAACUCGAAAUUUGCUUGCAAAACUGGAAAUAGAGACUGGCUUUAAUCCUGGCUGGAUAAAUAAUGGUGGACUUUACAUAGCUCACAACAAGGAAAGACUGGAGGAAUAUAGACGUUUAGCUACAGUAGGCCACAGCUUUGGCAUUGAGUCCAGUAUACUGUCUGCAGAAGAAACAAAAAAGAUUUUUCCUCUGAUAAAUGAGAAGGUAGUACAUGGAAGUCUAUACUCUCCUGGUGAUGGGACUGUUGACCCGUCUAUGCUUUGUACAGCCCUUACGCGAACUGCUGUACAAGCAGGUGCUAAGCUUAUAGAAAAUUGUCCUGUAACUAAAAUAUUGAGAGGGAAAAAUAACUUUGGAUCUAAAAAAGUUUCUGGAGUCAUCACACCAUAUGGGACAAUCAGAACUGACUGUGUGGUGAAUUGCAGUGGUGUUUGGUCACGAGAAAUUGCAUCUCUUGUUAAUCUACCAAUUCCACUGCUGCCAAUGAAACAUGCUUAUGUAGUAUCAGAGGGAAUAGAUGGUGUGAAGGGACUACCAAAUGUUCGAGAUCAUGAUGGUUCUAUAUACUUUCGCAUACAAGGAAGUUCUCUCUGUAUGGGUGGUUAUGAAUCAAACCCAGUCAUGUUGGACAAGGUAAAAGAAGAUUUUGAAUUUUCUUUAUAUGAGUUGGACUGGACAGUAUUCAGCUCUCAUGUAAGGGAAGCUGUUAACCUUGUACCUGUGUUUGAAACAGCUGGUAUUAAGAGUACCGUAUGUGGCCCAGAAAGCUUUACUCCUGAUCAUAAGCCAUUACUAGGUGAGGAUCCAAGGUUGCUGGGAUUUUAUCAUAACUGUGGCUACAACUCAGCCGGAAUGAUGUUUGGAGGUGGUUGUGGAGAACAAAUGGCUCAGUGGAUUAUUAAUGGACGACCAGAGCUGCAUAUGUUCAGCUAUGACAUAAGACGCUUUCGAUCUGACCAGACUAAAGAUCAAGAAUGGAUAAGGGAAAGAAGUCAUGAGAGCUAUGUAAUGAAUUACAGUAUUGUAUUUCCAAAUGAUCAGCCUUUAGGUGGUAGGAACUUCCGAAAAGGCCCAUUGCAUGAUGAAUUGCUUAAUGCAGGUGUUGUUUAUGAGGAGAAACAAGGAUGGGAGAGACCGGGGUACUUUUUGCAGAGUGGUGUAGCUCCUGUUCAGAAGUAUGAUUGGUUUGGCUCCUAUGGAUCAUCUAGAAAUCCAGAGACUCCUUAUGAAAGUCUGUUGCAAGGGGAUAGAACAUUUGGAUUCUCAAAGCACCAUCAUGCAAUUGGAGAGGAGUGCCUUGCAUGUAGGGAAGAUGUAGCUCUAUUUGACAUGUCAUACCUGGGUAAGCUUUAUCUGAGUGGUCCUGAUGCCCAGCUGGCUGCUGAUUGGUUAUUUUCUGCUGAUACCAGAAAGGAAGUAGGCCAGUCAGUGUUCACCUGUCUCCUUAAUCCUCACGGUGGAGUGGAGGCUGAUGUCACUGUUAGUGCCAUUGAAACAGGAACUGGAGGUCAAGCAGACCCUAUUUUGAAGGGUAGAGGGUUCUACAUUAUUAGUGGAGGAGUCUCAGCAUACCAUACAUGGGCUCACAUGAAUUCAAUUAUCAGCCUGAAGAAUUUCAAGGUAGCUCUCACUGAUCAUACAGACAAAAUGGGAGUACUUUCUGUACAAGGACCAAACAGUCGAGAACUGUUGCAGUGUAUUACCAACACUGACCUAUCAGACUCUGCAUUUCCUUACUCAACAACACAGCUGAUUCAGCUGGCAGGACAUCUUUGUCGAGCAUUCAGGAUUAGCUAUGUAGGUGAACUAGGCUGGGAAAUUCACAUACCAUGGGAAUCUUGUUUACCAAUUUAUAAAGCUAUUACAGAACAAGGAAAGAAGUAUGGUCUGCGACUGGCUGGAUUUAGGGCACUCAACUCCCUUGGCUGUGAAACUGGUUACCAUUUAUGGAAUUAUGACUUAAGGUCUGAUGACCUGCCUAUUGAAUGUGGAUUAGAUGAGACAUGCAGAGAUGAAGGAGAAUAUGUUGGUAAGGCUGCCCUUGAAGUGGAGAAGCGAAAAGGUUUAAGAAGACGAUUAACAUUUUUUCAACUGCAAGAGCAAAUUCCUGUGUGGGGACUUGAAACAGUAUGGAGAGACGGCCAAGUAGUGGGUUACCUUAGGAGAGGAGACUAUGGAUAUGCUCUAGGAGCAAGUAUUGGACAAGGCUAUGUGAGGCAUCCAGAUGGUCGCAAAAUUACUACAGAUUUUCUUCUAAAUGGUUUAUAUCAGAUUGAAAUAAUGGGGAAUCGAUACGAUGCUGUUCCAUACAUAAAAAGCCCAUUUGACCCAGAGGGGAAAAGACUUCAAGGAAUUUAUGAUGAGCCAUUACCAAUAAGGCAAUAGCAUUAAGAAUAUUUAUGUACAAAUAAACUGAGAGGAAUGAAAAGCACAGUCUCAAAAUGUAUUAUGUAAAGUAAAAUAUAUGGUUGCCUUGGUUAGUUAAAAUUAGAAGCACUUUGUGGCAAAAUGUACUGUACAGUACAAUUAUAUGUUUUUGGAACUUUCCAGUUGUCAACAUAGUAUGUGAAGUAAAAGAAAAAGAAUGUUCUUGGUGCCAGAACAGGAACUGACAUAUUUUUCAUCAAUUUUUUGGUAACUGUACAGGAAAAGUUCAGUGUCUGUCAAUGGUUUAUUGUGCAUUUCCCUUUACCACUCUUUCAGUUAAUAGCAAUAUCGGGCUUCAUAUCAUUUUAUGUUAGUAACAAAGUGGAUAUAAAUGUCAACAAUAUAGUUCAAAUCCACAUAAAUUAAAAUGAAAUGGACUACAGAUAAUAAUAUUUAUGUAAAUACAGUACCAAAAAUAUUAUAACCAAUUAUAAAUAGCAAUUAGUGAAACUUAUGAAGGAUGUGGAAAUAAUGACUCAGAAGACUGCAUUAUGGAAGGUAUUGGCAAAUGAAAAUGAGGGUGAUUACAAGCUUUUCACUACUCAGAGACUAUAUUUCCAGAGAAGAAAACCGAGCGAGGUGGCGCAGUGGUUAGCACACAGGACUCGCAUUCGGGAGGACGACGGUUCAAUCCCGUCUCCAGCCAUCCUGAUUUAGGUUUUCUGUGAUUUCCCUAAAUCGCUUCAGGCAAAUGCUGGGAUGGUUCCUUUGAAAGGGCACGGCCGAUUUCCUUCCCCAUCCUUCCCUCACCCGAGCUUGCGCUCCGUCUCUAAUGACCUCGUUGUCGACGGGACGUUAAACACUAAUCUCCUCCUUCUCCUCCAGAGAAGAAAAUCAAAACAGAUAGUCAGUGGGGCAUCUUGAUAAAUAAAUGUAAGUCAAACAAUAAUAGAUAUGAAGAAAAACACAAGCAAUGAUCAAUUAAACAGUGGACCAGCAUUUAAGCUUAUAUGUAUUACCGGUGCAGAUUUAUAUAUUUUUUUGGGGGGGGGGGGGGGGGGGGGGAAGGUCCUGUUGUAGAAGAAAGCAGGUAGUGGCAUAAAGAACAACAUAAAUUAAAGGAAAUAUACGUAAAUGGAUUUCCUUAAAUCCCAGUAUUGUGAUAGUACAGAAUCCAGCAAUCAAAUGAUCUGUCAACCAGUAAUUUUAUUGUUAUAGUAUUCCAUAAUGUCAACCUCAAACAGGAAUUAUUGUUAAUCAAAUGCUUGCUUUCAAACACUUUUAUGAGAUUCCAUAUAGCACUGCACACACUUACCAGAUAUGUGGUAUAUAUCCAUAUGUUGGCUUCCUAGAAGCCAUGUCAUAUGUCACUUUACACUAUCAGCCAUUUCCUCCACAUUGUUUAGAUCCAAGUAGGCCCUACUGUUUAGCUGAUGAUUAGUGUGUACAUUUUUACAACAAUGAAUAACUAAAUCAAGACACAUUGAUUUGGGGCAUAGUAUUCUGAUGCAACAAUCCUAAGCUAUACACAGUGGAGAUCCAUGCAUAACGUCAUUUGAUAACAUGGAGACAUAUCUGCUGAUGAUGCUCAUCUAAUUUCUCUACUAUUCCAGCUCAUAUUUUCUUAUGAUAACUACUUUCGUAUUGGUUCUGUGGCAUACUUCUUACACUGUAUUAAUGAUGCUCUUUAGUUUUAAUUCUAUUCUCAUGCAAUGCACCAUUCAUAUAUAUUUUCUUACCAUGCUUCACAUAUUCCUGUUUUGAUGCAGAAUGCCUGAAGACUUUUCUAGUUUUAAAAUUCUUCUCAAUACUGAUUUCCUGAUUCCUACACACUUCCUUAAAAUGACAUUUAAGUUAUCAGAUCACCAUAUUCCAUACUACAGUUGACAUGUAAUUCUUAACAGGGACAUCAUACUUUCAUUUCAUAGGUGCAGUACUUUAUUUAUCUUUGACAUAUUGAGCAACAUUAAUUCUGUACAUAGAAGUCUAGGGUUGAUGUAGACCUGGAAACCAGGAAAUAGAAUAACAUGUGUUUGGUGUAAGAGUUUAUUUUGGGCAGAGUAAUUCAUACCCUUUUGAAUACAAUGAUUUCAAUGUCAGUAUAAUGCUUUAAAAUUGAGAACAGCAGUAUUAAUAUUAUAUUUGUAUAAUACUAGUGCCACGUGACAUACUUCACAUUGAGAACAUUGAAAUGUUAAGUUUUCUAUUUUUAAUUUUUACUAUUUUCAAUCCUGCCAUUACUCAUUACAUAUAUCUGUGAGGCUCUCAAAACUAUCAAAAUGUAGUAAUACCAUUUGGUAAGACACCAUGUUCUAUCCUCAGAUGUAAUUUAUUUCUCUGGCAGCAAGAACUUCUUUGAUUAAAUGGGAUAUGAAAUACAGUAUUUCUGUGACUAAUAAAGUUAUGUUUUUAUAAA
Messenger RNA from Schistocerca serialis cubense, 5264 nucleotides. It is a transcript of the gene Sardh, whose product is annotated as sarcosine dehydrogenase, mitochondrial. The coding region runs from base 158 to 2866 and encodes 902 amino acids. The record is from RefSeq and is a predicted model, not a curated record. Gene Ontology annotation, cellular component: mitochondrial matrix; mitochondrion; cytoplasm. Lineage: Eukaryota; Metazoa; Arthropoda; Insecta; Orthoptera; Acrididae. Gene Ontology annotation, molecular function: sarcosine dehydrogenase activity; protein binding. The transcript is spliced from 17 exons.